UUAUUUAAACAAAUCUUUUUAUUUUUUUUAGUUAAUAUAGAAUUAUAAUAUGGUUCGUUAUUAUUCACAUACGUAGUUAGUAAUUUGUAUAUGUAAAUAUAAUUCAAUAUAAAUUGAAGAGUGCUCCUACUCAAUAUCACAAUCAUGUUUUAUUUACUUCAUUCCACUUCCUUCCAUCUGGUACCAUCUUCUCGACGAACAGAAUGUAAUCCAAUUAACUUGGUAAGGGUACAUAGUCAAUCGUAUUUGACCAUCUGACGUUGCAUUGCCAAGUGAAGAGAAAAUGGGACGAACUGUAUAUGCGGAAGAACGUUUACACAAUUACCUGACAUCGUUAGGAAAACCGGAUGAAUAUACGAUAGGCCUAAUUUUGGGACAGAGUGCUGGUCAGAAAGAUUAUAUUGUACACUUAGCAAAAACACCACCCCCUCUUGGCAAAAAUGUUGUGGAAGAAACAUUGAUUAGUUCAACGACAAAUGUUCAGCAGGAAACUGCUGAAAAUUAUAUUAAAUCAGUGAGGGAUAUACCUGAGAGCUGGGUUGCUGAUCAUGCUAAACAUGUCACCAGAAUGUUACCUGGUGGAAUGCAUGUUCUUGGUGCAUUUAUUGUUGGUCCUGAUGAUACUAUGAAUGAGAACAUAAAUGUACAGAAAAUUAAAUCUAUCCUUAUGGCAAUUCAGAGAAAUUUGAUGCACAAUAAGUACCUCUGUGGAGACAACAACGAAGAACAUCUUAUUUUAAGCUUGAAUAGCAUUACACAAAAAUAUAUUUGUAAAUCUAUAGAAACCAAUAAAACUGGGAUGUUGAAGCCAGCGGAAUGGAAGUUUCAAGGAAAAGCUACCAAGUGGCAUCAACUGGAAGCUCUUGUAGAUUUUGAUCGUUUAUUUCUCAUUGCUGCGGAUAAAGAUCCUGAAACUCUUAAAACACAACUACAGGAUAUUUUAGAAAAUAUAUCCCACACCAUUGAGUCUUCUAUAACUGUUAUUGAAGGAGAUGUACGAUCUCCUGAUGAUCCAUUGGAAAUAAUCAGCAAAAGUAAAAAGGAUAAAAAAGGAAUAAAAAAUAAUGAAAAGAAUAGUAAUGAUAAAUCAAUCCAAAUUAACUUAUACAUUCCAUGUCAAGAAAAACAUAUUAACUCAAAUGUGAGGAUAACACCAUGCAAUGCAUCGAUACGUUUAGUUGGACAAUUGGCUAGUAGAACCUUUGUUCAUCAAAAAGCAAAUGUUGAAGAAGCUAAUGUGGCAGUGAAACAAGAUAUAAUAAGGUCUCUAGCAAGUAGGUUAGAAAUGCAUUGGGAUAGUUUAAUUGAAGAAGAAAAUGGAUCCCCAGAAGAAAAUAUAACGUUACACGAACCUCCGAGAAGAGUAUUAAUAGCAUUACCAGAAAGUAAAGUAACAUUAUCCGAUUACCUUUUCCCUGGUGAAGGACCUCAAGAAGCCCUUCUAUCAUUGCAAGAACUUUUAGACUUGGAAGUAAAUGAAAGUAACGUUCAAAAAGAUAUAGAGGUCCAAGCUGAUCCAACAGAAUUUUAUUGUCAAAGUGAAAUCGACGUCAAACCUAGCGAUCUUGGUAAAGAUUCAUCUGGAAAUAACCAAACUACAGUAUAUGUCGCAGGUAUCAGUAUUGCGGUUAUAAUUUUAAUUAUUGCUAUCAUAAUACACAAAUUAUAUUAAAAUUAGGAUGGAUUUAUAUUUUACUGGAAAUAUGCAAAGAAUAAAAUCUGUACAUUCUAUUAUAUUAUCAUAAUGUUAUUUGUAUAU
This is a messenger RNA of Hylaeus volcanicus, 1759 nucleotides long. RefSeq names its product protein odr-4 homolog. Gene Ontology annotation, cellular component: endomembrane system. The transcript has 9 exons. Gene Ontology annotation, biological process: intracellular protein localization. Lineage: Eukaryota; Metazoa; Arthropoda; Insecta; Hymenoptera; Colletidae. The coding region runs from base 284 to 1672 and encodes 462 amino acids. The record is from RefSeq and is a predicted model, not a curated record.